Molecule: messenger RNA, 3939 nt
Organism: Elephantulus edwardii (Cape elephant shrew)
Lineage: Eukaryota; Metazoa; Chordata; Mammalia; Macroscelidea; Macroscelididae
Gene: NFRKB
Product: nuclear factor related to kappaB binding protein
Exons: 25
Coding region: 13-3939 (1308 amino acids)
Cellular component (GO): Ino80 complex
Molecular function (GO): protease binding
Source: RefSeq, a predicted model, not a curated record
GGAGAAGAAACAAUGGAUUCCUUAGACCAUAUGCUUACAGAUCCCCUGGAACUGGUUCCAUGCAGCGAUGGUCAUGGCACUCGCAUUAUGGAGGACUGCCUGCUGGGAGGCACCCGGGUCAGCCUGCCUGAGGACCUCCUGGAGGAUCCUGAGAUAUUCUUUGAUGUAGUCAGUCUUUCAACAUGGCAAGAAGUACUCAGUGACUCUCAGCGUGAAUACCUCCAGCAGUUCCUGCCUAGUUUCCCUAUGGACAGUACUGAACAGCAAAAACAGCUUAUCCUUGCCCUCUUCAGUGGGGAGAACUUUCGCUUUGGAAACCCUCUGCACAUUGCCCAGAAGCUUUUCCGAGAUGGUCACUUUAACCCUGAGGUGGUCAAGUAUCGGCAGCUGUGCUUCAAGUCACAGUACAAACGCUACCUCAGCUCCCAGCAGCAGUACUUCCAUCGGCUGCUGAAGCAGAUUCUUGCUUCCCGGAGUGAUCUACUGGACAUGGCCCGAAGGAGUGGCCCAGCCCUUCCCCUCCGACAGAAGCGCCCUUCCCCCUCCCGCACCCCUGAGGAGCGGGAGUGGAGGACUCACCAGCGCUAUUUAAAGGUCUUAAGAGAAGUAAAGGAAGAGUGUGGUGACACGGCUCUGUCAUCUGAUGAAGAAGCCACGUUGGAUUUACAAGAACACUUUUCUUUUGAAGAUCUCAGUUCAUGGCUUCCGAGCUCUCCAGCGUGUUCUCCUAGUCCUGCGGUGCCCCUCAGGGUGGUGCCCACACUUUCCACCAUGGAUAUGAAAACUUCAGAUAAAAUAGAACUGGGGGACAGUGACCUGAAGAUAAUGUUAAAGAAGCACCAUGAGAAGCGGAAACAUCAGCCAGAUCACCCAGACCUCUUGACCGCAGACCUAACGCUCAGUGACAUCAUGACUCGUGUAAAUGCUGGCCGCAAAGGCUCCCUGGCAGCCCUGUAUGACUUAGCUGUCCUUAAAAAAAGGGUAAAGGAAAAAGAGGAAAAGAAGAAGAAGAAAUUAAAAAUUAUUAAAUCAGAGGUGGAGGAUCUGACUGACCCUCUAAGCAGUACUGAGGGAAUCCCACCCCUCUCACAGGCUCCUUCUCCACUGGCUGUACCUGCUAUCAAGGAAGAGCCUCUCGAAGACCUCAAACCUUGCCUUGGAAUCAAUGAAAUAUCUUCCAGCUUCUUCUCUCUCUUAUUAGAAAUCUUGCUGCUGGAGGGUCAGGCUAGCCUUCCUAUGCUAGAAGAGCGAGUUUUGGAUUGGCAAUCGUCUCCAGCGAGCUCCCUCAAUAGCUGGUUCUCGGCAGCCCCGAGUUGGGCAGAGUUAGUGCUGCCAGCCCUUCAGUAUCUUGCUGGAGAAAGCCGAGCUGUUCCAUCCAGUUUCUCUCCAUUUGUGGAGUUCAAAGAGAAAACUCAGCAGUGGAAAUUACUUGGCCAAUCCCAAGAUAAUGAAAAGGAAUUAGUUGCACUUUUCCAGCUGUGGCUGGAGACCAAAGACCAAACUUUCUGUAAGCAAGAAAAUGAAGACAGCUCAGAUGCCAUGACACCUGUCCCUCGAGUAAGAACUGACUAUGUGGUACGGCCUAGCACAGGAGAGGAGAAACGGGUUUUUCAGGAGCAGGAGCGUUACAGAUACAGCCAGCCCCAUAAGGCCUUCACCUUUCGCUUGCAUGGCUUUGAGUCUGUGGUGGGGCCAGUGAAAGGGGUAUUUGACAAGGAGACCUCCCUCAACAAAGCCAGAGAGCACUCCCUGCUGCGCUCAGACCGGCCUGCCUAUGUCACCAUCCUGUCUCUUGUUCGCGAUGCUGCAGCUCGGCUGCCUAAUGGGGAGGGCACAAGGGCAGAGAUCUGUGAACUGCUCAAGGAUUCCCAGUUUCUUGCACCAGAUGUCACCAGCACUCAGGUCAACACAGUAGUGAGCGGUGCCCUAGACCGGCUUCAUUAUGAAAAAGACCCUUGUGUGAAAUAUGACAUUGGGCGGAAACUGUGGAUCUAUUUGCAUCGUGACCGCAGCGAGGAAGAGUUUGAGAGAAUUCACCAGGCACAAGCAGCUGCAGCCAAAGCCAGGAAAGCCCUCCAGCAAAAGCCCAAGCCGCCAUCCAAGGUGAAGUCCGGUAGCAAGGAGAGUUCCGUCAAGGUCCUCAGUGGUCCUUCAGAGCAGAGCCAGCUCAGCCUCAGUGACUCCAGUAUGCCCCCCACCCCUGUCACACCGGUGACUCCCACCACUCCAGCCUUGCCUUCUACUCCUGUUUCCCCUCCACCUGUCUCAUCAGUGAGCAAAAGUGCCCCAAGCACAGUGUCAGAGCCAGCUAAAAGUAGCUCAAGUGUUCUUCUGGUGUCAUCACCAACGAUGCCCCAGCUGGGAACAAUGCUUUCCCCCCCCUCCAACCAGACUCCAUCCGCUUCUCAGGCCACCACACGCGUAGUGAGCCACACCAACUCAGCUGGACUGCCCCAGGUGCGCGUGGUAGCCCAGGCGGGCCUUGCUGCUGUGACCCAGCAGUCCACAGGGUCCACACAGACGCUGCCACCCAUGACAGCAGGACCUCCAAUCCGGGCUCCAGCCACUGCUGCACAGACCAAAGUUGUGCCCCAGACGGUGAUGGCCACUCUUCCCGUCAAAGCACCAGCUACUUCAGCCACCUUGCAGCGGCCUGGAGCUGGGCAGGCAGAGCUGACGGUGACAGGCCUCACCUCCAGCCCUGUGAGCAAGCCGGCCACCAGUUCUCCCGGGAGUGCGACCCCAAGUUCUUCCACGGCAGCCGUCAUUCAGAAUGUCACAGGGCAGAGCAUUAUCAAGCAGGUGGCAAUCACUGGGCAGCUUGGUGUGAAGCCACAGACAGGCAGCAGCAUUCCCCUCACAGCCACCAACUUCCGGAUCCAGGGCAAGGAUGUGUUGCGGCUGCCACCCUCAUCUAUCACCACAGAUGCCAAAGGCCAGACAGUCCUGAGGAUCACGCCAGACAUGAUGGCAACACUGGCCAAAUCCCAGGUCACCACAGUCAAAUUGACCCAGGACCUCUUUGGGACAGGAAGUGGCACUGCAGGCAAAGGUAUUUCUGCCACUUUACAUGUCACCUCCAACCCAGUCCAUGCAACUGAGAGUCCUGCCAAAGCCAGUUCAGCCAGUGCUACUUCAUCCACUCCAGCAGGCACCACUGUGGUCAAGGUGACUCCUGAUCUCAAGCCAGCAGAAGCCUCAAGUUCAGCUUUUCGCUUGAUGCCUGCACUUGGUGUAAGUGUGGCAGACCAGAAGGGGAAAAACACCAUAGCCUCGUCUGAAGCAAAACCAGCCACCACCAUUCGCAUUGUGCAGGGACUGGGCAUGAUGCCUCCUAAAGCAGGCCAGACCAUCACAGUUGCCGCUCAUGCCAAGCAAGGGUCCUCGGUGGCCAGUGGGUCUGGGACCGUACAGACUUCUGCAGUGUCCUUGCCCAGUAUGAAUGCAGCUGUGUCCAAGACUGUGGCAAUGGCAUCUGGGACAGCAAACACCCCCAUCAGCAUCGGAACAGGAGCCCCCAGUGUUCGACAGGUCCCAGUGAGCACUACCGUUGUAUCCACAUCACAGGCGGGGAAGCUGCCUACACGGAUCACAGUUCCGCUUUCUGUGAUUAGCCAGCCUAUGAAGGGUAAAAAUGUGGUCACAGCCCCCAUCAUCAAAGGCAACCUUGGAGCCAACAUCAGUGGUCUGGGCCGCAAUAUCAUCCUCACCACCAUGCCAGCGGGGACCAAGCUCAUAGCUGGCAGUAACCCCGUCAGCUUCCUCACUGCCCAGCAGCUGCAGCAGCUUCAGCAGCAAGGCCAGGCCACACAGGUCCGGAUUCAGACUGUUCCAGCGUCCCAUCUCCAGCAAGGAACAGCUUCAGGUUCCUCCAAAGCAGUGUCCACUGUUGUUGUGACUACGGCUCCAUCUCCUAAACAGGCACCUGAGCAGCAGUGA